Messenger RNA from Guillardia theta CCMP2712, 763 nucleotides. RefSeq lists its product as hypothetical. The transcript has a single exon. The record is from RefSeq and is a predicted model, not a curated record. Lineage: Eukaryota; Cryptophyceae; Pyrenomonadales; Geminigeraceae. The annotation marks the transcript as partial.
AUCAAACACUCUCAUCCUCUAUCAUCCCACUUCCCCGUCUCAGUCGAAGCUCUCCCCUUCCUCCUCGCCAACUUCCUUCUCCUCCUAAUCUCUGAUCUUUCUCCUCCCUCCACACUAUGGCCAUUUCUGGUACUCCCUCGAGAAUUCUUUUUGGUUUCUGCCCGCCUGUCUCGCAAACCCCCAGUGCAUCCGCGGCACCUUGCACUUCAAUUUUCGCUGGAGAAAGGACUUCACAUUGCCACGAGGGACACAAGCUUUCUUCCCUCAUUGGAAACGCUGCUGUCAGGCCAGGAACUGCUUGCCCGCUCGAUGCUGCGAUUCGUGUGCUACAGCUCAAGUCUGACCAUGAGGAGCUCUGUCUGGCAGCCAACUCGAUCGCAAACUUUGCGCUCAGGCCCGAGUUUCAGAGGAAGCUCGCUACCUAUCCCGCACUGAAGACUCUCGUUGACUGCCUCCUGAGCACAGAAGACGAGUCUGUGAAACGGUUCCUCAGCAUGGCGAUUGGCAGACUUGCUGCAAACCGAGCGCUUGUCUCCAACCUCAUCCAAGAUCCUGAACUCGUGGACGCGCUUCUUAAGAUCGCAGCAGACCAUUCCUCAGGCAACUGGAGACAGCCAGCCCGCACCCUUGCGAUCAUGGCGGCGAAGGCCCCGGAGGAAUUGCAAGGAAAGUUCUGUACCUCGUCGAUGCUCGCAAUCAUCAAGAACCUCCUUGAUGUCGAGCAGACGGAGAUUCAAACGGACGCCAUCCUUGCUCUUGUUCC